This is a messenger RNA of Columba livia (rock pigeon), 4953 nucleotides long. It is a transcript of the gene NUP93, whose product is annotated as nucleoporin 93. Gene Ontology annotation, cellular component: nuclear pore. The record is from RefSeq and is a predicted model, not a curated record. Gene Ontology annotation, molecular function: structural constituent of nuclear pore. The transcript is spliced from 20 exons. Gene Ontology annotation, biological process: protein import into nucleus; poly(A)+ mRNA export from nucleus. Lineage: Eukaryota; Metazoa; Chordata; Aves; Columbiformes; Columbidae. Bases 2741 to 4831 code for a protein of 696 amino acids.
CAGGUGGGUACUUUUGGAGAUAUCACGCUUUGCUCACAGAAAAGAAACCUUAAGGUCGGUGCCUUUACCUUCUAAUGUUCUUGGCUGGAGCAGCUGUUGGGUGGGGCAGCCCAGUGUCUGCUGUGGGUUUCAGUUGUGUUGCCUUUUUAAAGACCCUCUUGACAUUGCUGACUUGGCUUUUCAUUUAGGCAGAAAUACAGUAGCAUAACUUUCUGAAAGCCUUUAUUCCUGUUUUCUCUUUCCUAGGCUAUGAAAUGACUACAGAAGUGUUUUAAACAAAAAAUAAAGAUGCUACUUGAUUAUAUGAUUUUUCUCCUAGUUUUCAUUGUGGUGCAAAGAUAUUGGUCCACUCUGUUUGCUCUGACCGAUGCACUUAUGAUUUAUUUAGAAGAUGAGCUAAACUUUCUUUGAUUUUAUUUUGAAGUAAGGAUUUCAAAUGGGGGAUAAGAAUGAAAAUUGCAUAGAAAAUACUUCUACUUGCCCAAAAUAAUUGAAAUACUUUGAAAUAUUUUUUUUUUUGCUAGUUUCUUAAAUGAGGUAGGCAAGUAUAUUUGCUUAGUCAACUGGAGUUUGCAGCCUAGACCCCACCUCUCUUCCAAGUGAAUAGGAUACGUUAUGAAAGGGGUUAAGCCAGUAAAAUCAUAGUAAAGGGAAGCAGUCGGGGAAUUAACAUUUAUAUAACCGUGGUGGCCGUCACUGGCUGGGUGGGUGGCAGCUGAUUUAAUACUCUCAGAUCUAGGGACUGGGAGGCUGCGUGUGAACUGGGAGCUGUCUGCCUUUGGUAUGGGGACAGAAGUGUAGGGUGGGUUGCUUUUUCUCCUUUCCUUUCAAUUCUCUUUCUGUAUAUGGAGAAAAGCAGGUUAAUGAAAUGUGCUGAGCCAGGACAGCGCCUGGGCUCUUGCAGCAGAGAAUGACUCGCCUCCUUCGGGGCUUGCUCCCCAAAUAUUAAGGUGCUUGUUUGCCGUCUUCUGCACUUUUGCUGUUGUCAGCUGAGAAAUGUCUGAACUGCUUGGAGGGGAGACGCGGUGGCACAGCACGGCCAAAAAGUUGCCUCUUUUAAACAAGAUUACCUGUGCUAAGGGGAGCUCUUGCCACAAAAGCAGCUCAGCAAGAAGUCAAGUAAAAGACAAUGAAAUGUAUGGUUUGCAUGUGUAAAAAAGAUGGAGGGAGCAACCUCCACUGACCCGAUGUGGGAGACGGCUCAAUUAUCCUUCCAGUUGGUACCGUGUGGCAAAUUAUUUUCCUUUGUCUGAAGUGGGUGGGAGACAGAGUUCGAUGAAGCUCCAUAAAUUAAUGUAUGGAAAAAUGACUGAGCCACUGCAAUUAUUAAUUAGCUGUAGGUCUCUUAUAGCAGGGCUUUCUGUGAUAUCUGUCGGCAGCAUCUGGAGUUGGCAUUUCAUUUACAUUAAAGUCUGAAAGCUUGCGUGCCUUGUUAAUGCAACGCGCAAAUAAAGGCAUGCACUGCUAGAGAGUUCCUUCGCAAGGGUGGAGUACAGCCGGAGGAGAAACAUGGAAACCUUUUGUCUCCCGUGUAUCCUCAGCACACUGGUCUCAUGCCCCAAGUCAGGAAAGUUUAAACCUUCAGUUUAUUACACAAUAGGAGAAAUAAUCUGAGAAAGGAUAAAGUGUUUAUUCUGUCGUUUGUUGCAGCAGAGAAUUUUCUCUCUGAGCUUUAUAGCAUCUAACAUUUUUAAAUAGAAAUGGUAUAAUUAUAACAGGCAUAUUCCAGACUUCUGUUUUUUAUUUUAAUGAUCUGUAAUUAAUAAUUCAUAGGUAAUUUAAAUAAUUAACUUUGUGAAAUGUAUCAGCAAUGUAGUAAGGAAACACCAUUUCUAAAGACCACAGCGUAUGUAAAUUGAGGAUUUAAAGAUGAUAUGACACAUAGGAACUCCUCCAAAUUGCUUGCUUUCACUGUCAGUAAAAUAUUUAUAUUUAUUCCAAGGCACAUGCUGCCAUGUUGAAAAUACCUAUUAGGUGAACAAAGUAGCUGUGAUUUAUUUAUAAAUAUUUAGGAAGAAUGGGCUAACUGAUUUGGGAUUAUUUUUUAACUCAGGUGGAUGAUUUUGUCAAAUCAUCUCAUGUUAUUUAAGAGAGCUGAACUUUAAAUUUGCUCAUUUUCUUGAAAUCUCAGUGUGUAUUUAAAAAAAGAAAUUAUAUUCUUCACGCUAAAAUGCCUGUAAUCUUGGGUCUUUGUAGCAUUAGCCAGCCAGUAUCAGUGAAAUAAAGUAGAUUUAACUUUGGAAAGGUUUUCUUUCAGGGAGCCCCUUAGUGGAGCUGCGGCUCUGGGAAAGGCGCCUGUGCCGGGGUUUAGGGUUUGCAUCCCGGUUUAACUUGGUUAUCGCAUUUACGGUGCUGACAGGAUUUUGAUGUCUCUGAACCAGGCGUUGUCCCUUCGAGGCAGCGAGCGUUUGCUGCGUGCAUCGCUUUGUGUCUGACAUGCAGAUGGAGGCUGGAAGAUUUUUGCUUGGCUUGUGUUUUUGUGUUUGUUUUUUUUUAUGGAAGCAGAAAGAUAACUAGCGCUCCCGAGGAACGUUCAGGAAGGCGGUCCACGGGCUUUCUGCGGUGGCAUGGGGGCACAGCAGCCAAAAUCAGUCAGCUUGAGUCAGCUCGAGAGCGGGGAGAGCGUCGGGCUCAGUGCUGCCGGGCUCCCUACUCGUGUCCUCAGGAGGGAUUCCUGAAGAAUGAAAAGGAUAAUGCAUUGCUGUCAGCCAUUGAAGAGUCUAGGAAGAGGACUUUUGCUAUGGCUGAGGAGUAUCACCGAGAAUCAAUGCUGGUUGAAUGGGAACAGGUGAAACAAAGGAUUCUUCAUACUCUGCUUGCAUCAGGGGAAGAUGCUCUCGAUUUCACCCAGGAAAAUGAGCCGAGCUACGUUGGUGAUUCGGGCCCUCCGGGUCGCAGCUCUUUGGACAGCGUGGAGAUGGCGUAUGCUCGGCAGAUUUAUAUUUAUAAUGAGAAGAUGGUGAAUGGACAUCUGCAGCCUAACCUGGUGGACCUUUGCGCUGUUGUUGCAGAGCUGGAUGAUAAGAACAUCUCUGAGAUGUGGGCCAUGGUGAAACAAAUGACCGAUGUUACCCUGGUUCCUGCUAGCGAUGCCUUGAAAGUCCGGACCAACAUGGAGGUGCGGAUGGAGUUUGUGAGGCAGGCUCUGCGCUACCUGGAGCAAAGUUACAAAAAUUACACCUCGGUGACAGUCUUUGGAAACUUGCACCAGGCCCAGCUGGGUGGAGUUCCAGGGACCUACCAACUAGUCCGCAGCUUCUUGAACAUCAAACUGCCCGCGCCUGUCCCUGGUCUCCAGGAUGGUGAGGUGGAAGGCCAUCCCGUCUGGGCACUGAUUUACUACUGCAUGCGCUGCGGGGAUUUGACUGCAGCCAUGUAUGUGGUGAAACGGGCACAGCACCAGCUGGGCGAGUUUAAAACCUGGUUCCAGGAGUACAUGCACAGUAAAGACAGAAGACUAUCUCCUGCCACAGAAAAUAAACUGCGUCUUCAUUACAGACGCGCUCUGAGAAAUAAUACUGACCCAUACAAAAGGGCUGUUUAUUGUAUCAUUGGCCGCUGUGACAUUGCAGAUAACCAGAGUGAGGUUGCUGAUAAAACAGAAGAUUAUCUGUGGCUGAAGCUGAACCAAGUGUGUUUUGAUGACAAUGGUGCAAGUUCUCCACAAGACCGACUGACAUUAUCACAGUUCCAGAAGCAGCUGCUAGAAGACUAUGGUGAAUCACAUUUUGCAGUGAACCAACAGCCUUUCCUCUACUUCCAAGUAUUGUUCUUGACAGCACAGUUUGAAGCUGCAAUUGCUUUUCUCUUCCGGACAGAGCGCUUGCGUUGUCAUGCUGUUCAUGUUGCAUUGGUCCUGUUUGAGUUAAAAUUGCUCCUGAAAUCUUCUGGGCAGAGUGCACAGCUGUUAAGCCAUGAGGCAGGUGACCCUCCUGGCAUCAGGCGUCUGAAUUUUGUGCGACUUUUGAUGCUUUACACCCGUAAGUUUGAAUCAACGGAUCCAAGGGAAGCUCUGCAGUAUUUCUACUUCCUCAGGAAUGAGAAGGACAGUCAAGGAGAGAAUAUGUUCUUGCGUUGCGUUAGUGAACUAGUAAUUGAAAGCAGAGAGUUUGAUAUGAUUCUUGGAAAGCUGGAAAAUGAUGGUAGUAGGAAGCCUGGAGUGAUAGACAAAUUUACAAGUGACACAAAACUCGUUAUUAACAAAGUGGCAUCUGCAGCAGAAAAUAAAGGAUUGUUUGAAGAAGCUGCAAAACUCUACGACCUUGCAAAGAACCCCGACAAAGUUUUAGAACUGAUGAACAAGCUCCUCAGUCCCGUCGUUCCCCAGAUCAGCACUCCCCAGUCGAACAAAGAGCGAUUGAAGAACAUGGCCCAUGCCAUUGCGGAGAGGUACAAAGCUCAGGGAAUAAGUGCAAAGAAAUCCGUUGACUCCACGUUCUACCUUCUGCUAGACUUAAUCACUUUUUUUGAUGAAUAUCACGCUGGUCACGUUGACAGGGCCUUUGAUAUUAUUCAACGCAUAAAGCUUGUACCUCUUAGCCAAGAUUGUGUGGAGGAGAGAGUUGCUGCCUUCCGGAACUUCAGUGAUGAAAUCAGGCACAAUUUAUCCGAAGUCCUGCUUGCAACCAUGAAUAUUUUAUUCACCCAGUAUAAGAGGAUGAAAGGCACGAGCCCGGCCACUCCUGCCAGGCCCCAGCGGGUAAUGGAAGACAGAGAUUCGCAACUUCGAUCCCAAGCUCGUGCGCUGAUAACGUUUGCUGGAAUGAUCCCGUACAGAACAUCGGGAGACACGAACGCGAGGCUGGUGCAGAUGGAGGUCCUUAUGAACUAGCAGAGAAGCUCUUGCUCAGGGUUGCGGCAGCCCCUGCCUGUCUUUACCACGCUCAGAGGGAGGGACCAGUAUCGUUUUGUAUGCUGUAUUUUUGUUGAUGGAAAUAAAUUUCUUUGAUUUUC